AUGAUUGCCGCCGGAGCGCGAAACGAGGGCGGUGACGGCGGGGCGGGAUGUUGCGCCCUCGGUGCGUUCACACUUGUUGAGAUCAGUCCGGACUUUCAUCCCCUUCUCGAGGCCUCACCACACUCGCCCGGCGUCCGCCUUAGACUGUUCCGGUCUGGAAUUUCCUACCUCUCCAAGGUUGCUUCAAAUGUUCUCGCUGAACAGCUGCCACGACUUUUUAUUCCGGAUGUUGAACAUCGUCUUCCUAGAGAUCAAGGAGUCAUCUACAUCACACGAAUGAAGAUAUCAAGAUUCCGUCGAGCUGAAUCAGAGAACGUGACAACGUAUGCACCGAAUCGAGUCUCGUGGCUCAUGAAGAAUCUUGAUCUUGGGUUCAUCGGAGAUCUGAGCGGUGCUGUGAACAUUGUGGUUCCAUUUAACCUCACGGGACAAGCUGAAGUACAAGCUCAGGGUUUAUCAGUUCAACUUGACAGCGCUAUUGAGAGCACUGCGAACGGCUCAGCUCGCGUUAGCACUGUUUCAUGUCAUUCGACUAUCCGAUCCGUCGACGUUAUGAAUCACAAUGGAGGUCUCUUUGGUUUAGCAGUCACCGUAUUCAAGCAAGGUGUCUCUGACAAUGUUCGCCAGCUCCUACAGGGUCUGAUAUGCAAGAAAGUGCGAAAGUAUCUCGACGGAGAACUGAACGUGAAGUUAGCCGAAGUCCAAACACGUACUCGUUUAAGCGAAGCAAUCGAGACGAACGCUGUUCGAUCGGUGGGAGAAGUAAUUUCGUCUCUGAUAGAUCAUCUAAAGCUAAUGCUCUUUUACAGGCUACGAGAGCCUCCGCAGUGCGAUUCUAAUACGGUUGACCUAGCAUGUGCUGGUGAGGUUUCCUACAAAGGCAAAGGUGGAACUCCUUUCGGACCACCAGCAAUCGCCUGGCAUCGCUUGAAGUCCGAUAAGCACAUGUUGAUGCUGCAACUCUCCGACUACCUGCCGAACUCAUUGCUCUACCAUGCACACAAGCAAGGUCUUACUCGACUACAUCUGACACCGUCGACUCCAGGAGUGUCUCAGUUCCUUCGCACCACUUGCGAAAGUUCAUUUUGUAUAGCUGAUUUAAUUCCGCAGUUGACCGAGUCUUACCCAAAUCGAGAUCUCGAGCUAUCCAUCAUCUCCACUCGUGCACCAGCUGUUUUGUUUUCGGAAAAGAAAGGAGGAGUGAUUUCGGUUAAUCUGGCUGGGGUAGUUGUUAUAUUUGUACUAGAAGGCCUUCGAAGGAAACAAUUAGUUGUCUUGGAUGCAGAAGUGGUUGCAGACGCCAGACUCAAUCUACAGCAACAGAACGUCAGUGGAAGCGUGGAACUGACGAAAUUCGAGUUGUCGAGCCGGUCUACGACGGUGAAAAUCUCUCAAGAAGAGCUCUCGGACAUUUCGAUUCUUGUCUCGCAGUUGUUGCAGAACAUGCUCAACGAUCUUCUCACGAGCGGAUUUCCACUUCCAUUACCCAAGGUCGUUGAAAAAAAAUUGUUCUCUGACCUUUUCAUGCAACCUCCAGCCUUUCUAAAUCGAAAGGAACGCUUCCUAGACCAGUCUAGUACAUAUUUUAGAAACCUAUAA
Messenger RNA from Angiostrongylus costaricensis, 1599 nucleotides. Lineage: Eukaryota; Metazoa; Nematoda; Chromadorea; Rhabditida; Metastrongylidae. The record is from the annotation of a GenBank genome assembly.